AUGAUGAAGCGGACACUCCGAGGCCGACGGACGCCGGGGCUGGUCCGGCAGGGCUCGUCGCGUGCGGCGGACGGGCUGGCGGAGAGUCUGGCGAUGCUCCAGCGGCGCCACCCGGAGGCAGUGCUCCAGCUGCCCUUCUGGCCCCGCCCCGCCCAGCCCGGCUUCCUCGCCCUCGCCGCCUUCCAGGCCGACAUCCUCGCCAUCGGCGACGGCGCCGGCGGCAACCCGGCGAUCGCCCGGAUCCGCUUCCAGUGGUGGAGGGACGCCAUCGACGGCUGCUUCCACCCCCCCCAGCACACCUCCCAUCCGCUCAUCCAGGCCCUCCAGCCGCUCAUCGCCCAGCACAGGCUGUCCAAGUACUACUUCACCCGGAUCAUCAACGCCGCCGAGUCCCACUGCCUCGACCCGCGCUUCGCCCACCUCGACGCCCUGGCCGCCCAUUCGCGCUCGACGACCUACGCGGGGCUGGCCCUGCUGGCCCAGCUGCUGACGAGCACCGCCGGGCCGGCCGACGUGCCGCUGGGCACGCUCGACCACGCUCUGGCCCAUCUGGCCACCUUCCUCACCGUCGUCCGGCUGCUCAAGCGCAUGCCCUUCUACGUCCGCCACCGCCAGACCCACAUCGUGCCCCCGGAGCUGCUCGAGUGUCCCGACGAGGCCCUCCUCCGCCUCUUCUCCCCCCGCCGCCCGGCAGACGAGGAGCUCCAGCAGCCCGCCGCGCGCUCGCUCCUCAACCUCGUCUUCCUCGCCUGGUCCGAGCUCGUCGCCGCCAGAGAAGUCAUCUCCCUCGACCCCUCCCACCGACACUCCGCCCCCGCCGACUUCAGAGCCCACAAGAACGCCGCAGCCAUCCACAGCCACAUCUUCUCCCGCCGCGCCCCUCUCGCCAGAGCCUCCGUCCAGCCCGGCCUCGUCCCCCUCUUCCUCGCCGCCACUCCGGCGAGGAGCCAGCUGUCCAGGAUCUCCAAGAUCAUCCUCCACGCCGGAAACACCGACAAGAACGGCCGGAAUCGGAUCGGCGAGCUGAUCGACGGCGUGGCCCGGAAGCCCGACUGGACCGUGCCCUUCAAGCUCUGGUUCGACUACUGCUUCAACAAGCUCUAG
Puccinia triticina is the source of this 1104-nucleotide messenger RNA. RefSeq lists its product as uncharacterized. Bases 1 to 1104 code for a protein of 367 amino acids. The transcript has 5 exons. The record is from RefSeq and is a predicted model, not a curated record. Lineage: Eukaryota; Fungi; Basidiomycota; Pucciniomycetes; Pucciniales; Pucciniaceae. Gene Ontology annotation, biological process: biosynthetic process.